AUGGUGGAGUGGGACCAGCUUUUAAAAGUCUGUCUGGGGCAGCAGCUGUGGCCUGGCCUGGCUGAGGGGAGGCUGCAGGCAGGCACAAUAACAAAGGACUGGCCACAGGCACUGCUGCCCUGGGGCACUCCACGCCUGCACAAGAAGAGCCUUGGACUUCUCACCAAGUUCAUGUUACUUCUGCAGGAAGCAAAGGACAGCAUGCUUUACCUCAAGCUGGCAGCUGAUACCCUAGCUAUUCACCAGAAGUGGCAGAUUUGUGAUAUUACCAAUGUGCUGGAAGGUAUCAGGCUGAUUGAGAGAAAAUCUAACAACAGCAUCCAGUGGAAAGGUGUGGGGCCUGGCUGCAAUACUAAGGAGAUUGCUGACAAACUGACUGAGCUCAAGGUAGCGAUUGAGGAACUACAGCAGCGGGAGCAAGAACUGGACCAACACAAUGUGUGGGUGCAGCAGAGCAUCCAGAACAUCACAGAAGAUGUGCAAAAAAGCUGCUUGGCCUACAUCACUCAUGAGGACAUCUGCAGUUGCUUUGCUGGAGACACACUCCUGGCCAUCUGGGCCCCAUCAGGCACCAGCCUGGAGGUGCCCAACCCAGAGGACCUCAAUGGGCAGAAGUAUCAGAUUCACCUGAAGAGUGUGAGUGGCCUCAUCAAGAUGCUGCUGGUGAACAAGGAGGCCUGGAGCUCAUCCCCUGUGGCUGUGCCCAUGCCACCACAAGAAGAUCUGCUCCAGGGCGCACCUGCUAAAUCUACCCCUCUUCCUCUGCCCAAGCCUGCCCUGGCCCAGCUCCAGGAAGCCUCACACCCAAGCAGUCCCCAGCUGACCACCCCCACCCCUGUCUCUGGCAGCACUGAGGCCCACUGGGUGGCCAGCCCAGCAGCUGAGAGCACAGUGAGUAGAGGCUGUGUAACCGACAGCAAGGACAGUGGUGAGCUCAGCUCACUCAUGCUGGGCCUGACAGCAAUGGACAUACAGCUGCUGCAGUCUUCUGCCCUGCUGUACAGCAGCAGCAACAGUAGUUCCUCUGGACUCAAUCAUUCUACCUCCUUUGAGGCCAUCAAAAUGUACCCCACAGGUGUUCUGGAACUCCCCAAAGAGCUGUCAGAACUCUUCAAUUCCACACAAAGAUGCAUGAGCUCGGAGCUCUGGAGUAGCCUGGUGCUCUCUGCAGUAUUUGCCCCACUCCUCCAUCUCUCUCCACCCCAGAGCCAUGAUUACAUCUACAAUCUGGACAAGACUGAAAGUGUCUGUGACCUUUUUGAUGUGCCUAUUCUCAACCUCUGUCUGAUAGGGACAUGCCUGGCAGCUUCUGCUUCAACACCAUCCUCGUCGUUCCGGGUCUCCUUCGACGGGCGCUCUCUGUCCCUCUACGCCGCGGUAGAAGAUGGCGCCCACAGUCCCGAGUUCACAGCCUCAGCGUCAAGCUCACUGACGAACUGGAGCGCAUCCAGCCUCCCAGAGCCGGGGCCCGCGCGUGGGUCCCAAAGCCCACUUUGUGGAACCACCCGUGGCCCCGUGAGUGGAAAGCGCGGUUCCGGAAACCAGAGAGUUGCCGCGAGCAAAGCACACCCGCCCAAGAGGUCUCUGCCCGUCCACUCCCGCCUCUCUCUCGGCUGCGCCCCCAUUUCUCUCGCGGACGGGACCCCACACGUCAGCAUCCAGCAGCUCUCUAAUGACAAGUCAGUGAAUCCUGUCAGCUCCAGUCAACCCCGUGCUUGGACCAAACCGGCGCUGACCCCCGUCCUCCGGCCUCUGAGCACCAGGCCUCCGCCCCCGCCUCACGGCGCCCGCGCGCCCGCCAAGCUUGCGCCCCGGGCCGUAGCCGCCGCCGCUCCCUUCAGCGCCCGCCCUGACCACCAGUUCCAGUCACAGGGGCGCCAGAACUACAACCAGGACUCGGAGGCCGCCACCAAGCACGGGAUCAAGGUCUACCUCUCCAUGUCUUACUAUUUUGACAGCAAUGACGUGGCUGUGAAGAACUUUAAUACAUUCUUCACCAUGAAGCUGCAGAACCGACAAGGUGGUGGGAUGUGCCUUCAGGAUAUCAAGGAACUAGAACUUGAAGACUGGGAGAAUGGGCUGAAUGCGAUCGAGUGUGUGUUACAUUAG
Molecule: messenger RNA, 2109 nt
Organism: Choloepus didactylus (southern two-toed sloth)
Lineage: Eukaryota; Metazoa; Chordata; Mammalia; Pilosa; Megalonychidae
Product: transcription factor E2F4-like
Biological process (GO): regulation of transcription by RNA polymerase II
Cellular component (GO): RNA polymerase II transcription regulator complex
Molecular function (GO): protein dimerization activity; DNA-binding transcription factor activity, RNA polymerase II-specific; RNA polymerase II cis-regulatory region sequence-specific DNA binding
Source: RefSeq, a predicted model, not a curated record